Messenger RNA from Striga hermonthica, 438 nucleotides. NCBI's taxonomy places the organism in Eukaryota, Viridiplantae, Streptophyta, Magnoliopsida, Lamiales, Orobanchaceae. The record is from the annotation of a GenBank genome assembly.
AUGAGUUUCUUCAGACGUCCCCAGGACUCUAACCUACACGGCCGAACCCGACGACGAGGACGGAGGCGCUGCUGCAUCUUCCAUCUGCCGGGCGGCGAGGCGGUGACAUUGCGGUUGACGAUGAGCUCGGAAAAGGACGAGGAUACCACGCCCCGCCAGCGACUAUCGUGCUCCAAAUAUUUUGAUGCGCUGUGGUUUUGCUACUCUCCGGUCCACCAGAUGCAGCAGUACUACCGGCUUGGUUCCCUCGAUAAUUGCUCGGGAAAAUGGGGUGCCCUUUACGACUGUUUAAACCUUAAAACCAAAAGAGCUUCGGAAGUUGAGGAAAUUUUGAAGACUCGUGAGAAAUCUGUUCCUCAUAUAUGGUCCUUUCGGUCCCCAAAGGAGGCGAGAUACCAUUGGCAGAAACUCUUCGGGCAUUUAGAUGAACAGGAAUAA